AGACACCAAGUGUCUUUUUGGGUUCUCAGGUUUGGGUGACUCAGAAUACACAUACUUCUGCAAUGGAGGGAAAGUAAUUGAUAAACGACUCCAGGAGCUCGGAGCCCAGCACUUCUACGACACUGGACAUGCGGACGACUGUGUAGGUUUAGAGCUCGUUGUAGAGCCGUGGAUUGCUGGACUCUGGGCCGCCCUCACAAAACACUUUAAGUCGCUCAGAGGACAAGAUGGAAUGAGUGACACACUCCCACCGCCAUCAGAUGCCCCCUUGAACACUCCUGUGAAGCCGGAGUUGCUACACAUCCAGUCACAAGUUGAACUUCUGCGAUUAGAGGAUGUGGGAGAGAAGGAUUCUGAGGUGUGGGAGCACAAUGAAGCUAACAGGAGUCAGAGGAGAGAUUUGAUUGAAGACUUUGAGUCCUCGCUCGUCCGCUCAGUUCCCCCACUCUCACACACCUCUCUAAGUAUUCCCACUUUGCCGCCAGAAUAUUUGGAGGUCCAUCUUGAGGAGCCUCUUGGCCAGGAGGAAAGCCAAACAUCUGUGACUUCAGUGGAUCCAGUUUUUCAAGUUCCAAUUUCAAAAGCUGUUCAGCUGACUACAAAUGAUGCCAUAAAGACCACACUGCUGUUGGAAUUGGACAUUUCAAAAAUCGAGUUUUCUCAUCAGCCUGGAGAUUCCUUCAAUGUGAUCUGUCCAAACAGUGACUCUGAGGUAGAAAACCUGCUUCAAAGGCUACAGCUGGCUGAUAAACAAGCAUACCAUGUCAUCGUGAGAAUUAAGACGGACACUAAGAAGAAAGGUAGGACAGGUGCUGGAUUUGACCAAACAUGCAUGCACAUACAUAACCACAAGCAAAUCUGGUGCUAACCAGUUCUUGAUGUU
Cricetulus griseus (Chinese hamster) is the source of this 883-nucleotide messenger RNA. NCBI's taxonomy places the organism in Eukaryota, Metazoa, Chordata, Mammalia, Rodentia, Cricetidae. The record is from RefSeq and is a predicted model, not a curated record.